Messenger RNA from Eruca vesicaria subsp. sativa (arugula), 965 nucleotides. Lineage: Eukaryota; Viridiplantae; Streptophyta; Magnoliopsida; Brassicales; Brassicaceae. The record is from the annotation of a GenBank genome assembly.
UCCGCUCCUUUGCUAUAAAGAUGGCUUCUCAUCAUCACAGUCUCAAUAUCACUUACUAACAAUCUUAACUGUCUUUGUUUUGUAAUAGAAGUACAGAGAAAAGAUGGUGCUCAAGGUGUACGGACCUCACUUUGCUUCACCCAAGCGUGCUCUGGUAACGCUCAUCGAGAAGGGUGUUCCCUUCGAGACCGUCCCCGUCGAUCUCAUGAAAGGAGAACACAAACAGCCUGCUUAUCUCGCCUUACAGCCUUUCGGUACCGUUCCUGCUGUUGUCGACGGUGACUACAAGAUCUUCGAGUCACGUGCGGUGAUGAGGUACGUAGCUGAGAAGUACAGGUCCCAAGGACCAGACCUUUUGGGCAAAACCGUAGAAGAAAGAGGACAAGUAGAGCAGUGGCUCGACGUAGAGGCGACUACUUACAACCCACCUCUACUUAACCUCACACUCCACAUCAUGUUCGCAUCAGUCAUGGGAUUCCCAUCUGAUGAGAAGCUGAUCAAGGAGAGCGAGGAGAAGCUCGCAGCUGUGCUCGACGUCUACGAGGCACAUCUCUCCAAGAGCAAGUACUUGGCUGGUGAUUUCGUCAGCUUGGCUGAUUUGGCUCACCUCCCUUUCACUGAUUACUUGGUUGGUCCUAUUGGGAAGGCUUACUUGAUCAAAGACAGGAAGCACGUUAGCGCGUGGUGGGAUGAUAUUAGCAGCCGUCCUGCUUGGAAGGAGACUCUUGAGAAGUAUUCAUUCCCUGCUUAAAGAUGAUGAUGAUGAUGAUCAUGUUCUUGUUCUUUGUUUGUGUGUUUGGAGUUUCUAAGCAAUGCCUGUGUUUAAUGUGAGGUUUAAUAAAGAGUGAAUCUGUAUUCCUCCCUCCUCUUAUCUUAUGUAUGUUACAUCUCUCUUGUGUUUCCCUUUGUGCACUCUGUGAUUGAGUGAGGCUUUUAUUAGAGGAACUUGAUUAUCUAUCUUCUGG